This is a messenger RNA of Spirometra erinaceieuropaei, 10595 nucleotides long. NCBI's taxonomy places the organism in Eukaryota, Metazoa, Platyhelminthes, Cestoda, Diphyllobothriidea, Diphyllobothriidae. The record is from the annotation of a GenBank genome assembly.
AUGCGUUCUUUUGGAAAAGUAAGAAACUUUAUUCGUUAAAUCCUCGGCGCCGGUUCCCCAGACUGUCGUUGGGCGUUGAGUGAAACUUCAAAACUGCUUAAGAGGCGCAUACGUGUUCGGUGGUUGCCCCAGUAAGCGGCUGCCGUGCGGGUCAUUAUGUAUCGAUUGGCCCUCGCGUCCUCCAUCUCUAUUUGAGAUAUUUGCACAUGACGUCUAACCCAAUAUGCCAGUUGAUGGAUGAUUCAUUUGGGCGUAUGGCUUCAAUAAGCUUCUAGCAUUUUUGGUAGAACGAGCGCCGCCGAUGCGAGUUUUGUCCCAACAUAAGGUGCGCAAGGAAUCUAUGAUGUGCGUGGCCACCUGGGAUAGGUGGCCUCGCCUCUUAACUGCCAGUUGAUGCUUGUGGAUGUAUGUAGAGGCGGAUUAUCCCGUUGGGUCACAGUAUACAGCAUCGCCGGCACCGCAUGGGUCCUUUAGGCGACUUGUGAAGAUAGCCAACCAUAUCCUUGGGGUGUACAAGCAGAAUGCGUACAUAAUGAAGCACACAGUGUCCACUUACCGGCGCAAACACCGAAGAAGUAUCGAUCUUCUAAGCAUGUUUGGAACGUUACCUGUUUUUGGCACAUUUACUCCACGUCCAACGACGACCCGGGGAGCCAGCAUCCAAAAUUUACUUGGUGAAUUUCCCCACUUUUCCCAGAGAAUGCUUAUGACUUCAAGUGAUGUCGGGUGUAUAUGUAUAUUAUGACAAAUGGGCGGUCACCAAUCAGGUUACGGAACAUGCUCGUUCCGUUGUGUCUUGGGGCUCAUGCUAGAACCCUCUUAGGCAGUCUCACAGCGACUAGUAGUGGACGUAAUGAGAAAGUACCGACAACGACAAGGGAGACCGGGAUGGCCAUUUUUGGCUUAUUAGCCGUCGUCAGCCAGUAGUACCCAUAUCGUGCGCCGCUGUGCGGCUGCUGAUUGGGCCCGAGAGAGGGUCCGUAAUGCACGACGGAACGGUGAGUUCUGUAAGAACGAUCGAUGAGUGUCCCUCUACCAUUGUCCGGAUUUUCAUCUCUCUUUUUUCGCACCUUGGUCACGGACUGCGAUUGCCUGUAGAUAUCCACCUUCCUCUAAUUGCCGCCGAGGUCGUUAGUAUGUGAGAAUAUACUCAAGCUCUCAAGGACAGGCUCGUCACGAUUUACGGACCAGCUACCGGUAGUAUCCGGACGGUACAACAGCAUCAGUAAGCUUGCCACGAUCGACACAGAGGCUGGCCAAACUACCAUGUUGGUGAUUUCGUGUUGUUGUUUAGGCCGCGACCACCCCCCGGAGGGGGGAGGUGAAAGCCGCCACCAAGUUUCUUCGACUUCAGCACGGCGCCUAGACCACCGUCUGGCAACACGUUCGUCCUCUGCGAUCCUCAGAGGACUUAGGGCGACGUUUCCACCGCCCACUGUAGUCUCCUAUUUGCCCCUCUUGAUUUUCUUCCCGCGUUGCGCUGUCUGUCGAAGUACCUGCUUUGGACUCCCAGAAAUGACAGUCCAGGAACACCGCGGACAGUGCUUUUUUGGAGGUGAGGACAGUGUAACGUUGCAAUGACACAUACUGAGGUUUUGAACGUAGCCCUCUCUCUUUUAAGCAAGUCAUCGAUAAACGCCCUGGCCGAUCUGACUGAGACCGAGGCGGAAGGCCGGACCUUCAGAAGGAACUGAGAAUAAGGGUGUGCGUGUAGUACGAAUAGCAAGAGAGAAUAAAGCAUACUUUUACCAACUCGUCUUCUUUCUCCAUGGCCUCUCAUCCGGUUGUUGAUGUUUGGUGCCUGCUUGCUGUUGUUAACUCUGACUGACCUCUAGCCUUCUUCGAGACAUUCGUGGUUUUUCGGAUACUGCUUUGGGUUACAUUAUUCGCACACGAGAUUUCCAUAGCUAUAAAUCCUGUAUGUGUAAAAUUUAUACUUUAACUGGGUAACCGAAAUAGAUCUAUGAUAAUGGACAACAAUAAUAAAGUGAGGAAAGUUUACCGGUAAGGAUAAUCUUUUUCCAAGGAGAGACUGCUCGGACCCCAUCUGAAUGGGAGUGCCAUAGGGACAACAUUAAGGAGACAUUUAACAUGACUCAGUCCCAAGAGGACCGAGUUAUUCAGCCAGUUGGCAGUCUCCCAGGCCAAGUCUUUUAGCGCGUCGUGAUAGGCCCAAGCGCGCCAGAUUUUUGUGGUGAUAAAUGCGCUGAAGUGCUGUGCCAUUAGGUCAUUACAACUCGCCCUUCAUGCAACGGCCUUCAUCUAAUUCAUGCUAGUGUACAUCAUAGAUUGACGUUGGUAGCGGGACAAUGUUCCCUUGCACUAUAUUUUAUUAAAUACAAUACAUCACACUGCGACCAAUACCAAGCUUCCUACUAACACUGCUUCUUCAAUCCGAUGCCUACUUUUGUUUCCAACAAUUUGAAAGGGUAGCCUUUCCCCUCGGCCCUUUUAGAUCUUUUAACUGGCCUCUGGUUUUUUAUUUCUCGCCUCUCUUUCGGCGUUAGUUUGCUAUUUUCCCAGUAAUUCUUCUCGGUGAUGGGCAGAGGCAAUAGUUGAAAAUAUCAAGUGUGGACAGGCAUUAAUGCUCACAAAUGGUGUGGUCGUCAUGUCGCGCAAUGUCCGUUCUGGCACGUGUACACUGCCGUACAGUUCCCCCUUUUUCGUAGCCUGGCUGCCGGGGUAUUUUGAAGGACCCAAUAAUAAGUUUCCCGUCGUCGGCGCCAUUCGAGGUUAAAAGAUCCACGCGGUUUGCAUUUAUUAACGUUUCACAGUUCAAGUUUCAUUAAAAUAAGUUCCAUAGCUAAUAAAUGGGGACACAGAGGGUGCCUACCACCGGUUAUCCCUACGCAUCCGGACUGGACCAUUCAUCGUAAGUCGUAUCUGACUAGAAGCUAACGAUCUGCUGAAUCCCUCGGCGUAGCCGAGUAAGGAUGCCCUGAGGCUGCCCAAGCUGGCGUCAUUUCCGAAUUUGGGCGAAAAGGCUUUUCUGAAAGAAAAACGCCAUGCAGAUUAUUUUAGAUCCCUCCAGCUGUGUUCUUAUACAGACAGUUGUUCCGCCUUCCUCAUUUUACUUGUCUGACUGGUCUAGACACUAAGUCUGUCUCAAGAGAAACUUUGUGAUAUUCUGAAUCGAUUUUCGUUGCUGUGCAAUUCCCUUAGUCAGCCUUCAUAAAUCUUUCUGAGUACGUCUUUCUUUAAAAAAGGCAUAUUUUCGAUUGGAUUUAGAAAAUGGGCAACAUUCAGCGCAAGAAGACCAGUUCAGGCCGUCAAGUACGCAUUUAGCGAUAGCUGUAUUUAACACAGAAUUUCUCAAGCUAAUGCCCGACGUCCGGCUUAUCGGCAAUUUUAACUUUUUGGGUUUUUGAGAUUGUGCUUUUACUUUCGAACCUUAUCUGGCUAACUGCGGUGCUGAAAAUGCAAACUAACUAAUCUCGGCAUUCCAGACAUUAGCUUAUAAUUUUUCGGCAGUCAGCUUUUCCUUCAGAAAACGCCGUGCGAUGUGUGUUAGCAUUCAGUGUUCUAACUUUUCGGAUAUAUCCUUUUUUCGCUGUGGAUUCUUGUAAUUCUCGUGGCUACUUUUUUCUGCGUUUUCUCUCAUUGGUAGCCCCCCCCAACCCAAAUUAAUUUCCUCAAACUAUACAACUCGUGACGGUCCAGCAUCCUCCGUUUGCAUUGUCCUCUAUUCCGCGAAGAUAUACCCAAUAAAAUUUCCUUGCAUAUUUGAACAGUUCUUCUACACUGGUUGUUUUGUUAAACUCUAUUCACUGGCGAAGAAAAGUUUGCCUUGCCUAUGAAGUACUUCAGAAUACGGUUCAGCAGAAAUGCUUUCGACCAGAAAACAGUAAUCAAGCCUAAACGUUGUUUAGCAUUGUAAAACAUAUUAAAGCCAUUGUAAGAAUUUGACAAAUUAGUACUGACGUUUUCAUCCUUUGCUUUCAGAAAAUGGCUCCCAACGGGGAGGUCAGCUUAGAUCACAUCCGUAAGUGCCUUCUAAUCUCUCUGGAUGCGCUUACUUGCCUGCUCUCCUAUAGGUCAGCUUCAUGCAAAGCUCUAUGAGUUCUUUAAGGCAGACCAGAUGACCGAUGUGACCAUAACUUGUGCCGCCAACUCCGAGCCCGUGCGUGCGCACGCCUUCGUUUGCGCUACUUCCGGGUGCCUGGCUGACCUGCUCGCCGGCGCAUCCGGUCCGCCCUACGUGAUAGCAUUGCCCACGGUAGAUGCCGGCCGUCUGCGAGUCCUCCUUGACUUCCUCUAUUCAAUGUCCCUGGAUCCUGAUAUUCCCCUAACUACCUACCUGGGACUGGGCUGUGAGCUCAAGGUGCCGCUUCUCCUCGAGGCCUGCCAGCACGUGCUGACUCAAAAGAUUCAGACCUUUGGUUUUCGCAUAGAUUGUGCAGAUGCAAGUACUGUCGCCGAUGAGUUGAGGACGCUCUAUCUUUUCAUCCUCCGUAACUUCUCGAAAGGCAAACUACGCGAACAAGUGAUCAGUCUGUUUGCUGCCCACCCGUUUGCCUUUACGUGUAGGUGCCAUCCCCUUCCUCUACCCGCGUUUGCUUUAGCUGUGGAGUGUUUGCGCCUGAUUCCGCCGAAUGUGUUCACGAAGUUACUGGAGGAGGGCUGUUUGUUGAUGUGUGAUGCAGAUGGUGUGGUGUCCCUGGGUCGUCGCUACGGUGAACAGUGUUCCAGGGUGAGUUCCACUGCAUUUUACUGAUUCAUUAACUCCGUAGCUUAUAGAGGUGUACUCGCAGGCGCACGAACUGGAGGCAAGUUCCCUUCGGACCGCCUUACAGUCGCUUCUGUACAGUGCUCAACGCCGGACUCCAAUCAGCAUUUGCCCUUUGUUGUGUAGGCUUAUUUGCCGCAGUAAUAUAACCCACAGUUUUUAGCGCCAAGCGACGAUGUUGUAGUCGAUCGUGACCACUUUGGUCAUCAUAACCGCGGCGCUUACGAGUAGGUGUACACGUUUUUUUUUUAAAAAAACAUGCAAUGUUCUUAGGUACAGUUUAUUUUCAAGCGGGACUGUUACCUACGAAAAUUAUCCUGCGCAUUCCUGGAAAAUUGGUGGCCUCCGCGCCUACGUAGCCGUCAUUUGGGACAACGUUCGUCCUCUCGCGGGUACGACCAAAACCAAGUUUUGAAUCACUUAUAUUUUCUGUCAUUGGAUCAGCAAUGUUUCCGUCACACAGUGUUUUGGAUAGUUCUCUUUAAAUCUUCUUCGUAAUCCGUUUAAAUUGGUCUCAUCUUAAGAAGUUGUUUCCUUACCAUUGUUUUACUGGUCCUCAUACGCAUACUUAUUUACGACCUUUUUCUGGUUGUAUUGCGGUGAGAACUAGGCCUCGAGGGCAAAUUCCUCAAUACUUCUGGGACGUAAACAUACGCAAAGUAAAUGGACAGAUCCGCGACAAUCACCGGAAGAUCUACCUUCUCAAUAGUGUUUGUAGAAUCCUCAUCCGAGCACUACUCAAUCGCCUAAAUAUUCACCGGGAGCAGGGUGUUUUGACCAACUUAUUUGACACCUGGUGAAAGUAAUGUGGCAAUUUUUAUGUCUCAAGCGAUUAACGAUGCGGGAUAGGACGCGUGGCAGCCAACGGAUCCACAUCGCGAGCUUCCAUCGAGGCAAACAGUCCGGACCAGGGCUGCUCCCUCCCUCCAGUCCUCUUGGGGUUCAUGCUCUCCACAUUAAUGAUUGGGCAUGGACUUAAAUGAUUCAGUCGAGUGGAAACUAUUUGGCAUCCACCGUAUUCAGACUGCCACAAAAGCCUAAAAGACCACGAUACAUGACCUACCGUUAGUGGACGACAGUGCCUUGGACAUCAUAGCUGAAGCGGACUUGCAAUGAAGUCUGAACCCUUCCGCCUCUGGGUGUGCUCAUUUCACGAAUAAAAUGUUGUUGUACACCAACUGGCGCCAAUUGUCGAAUGUACCGCAACGGUAGGCCAAUCCCGCUGCCUGGACAGCACCAUCCUGCGGUCAAAAUCGAUGACGAAUUUCCGUCUGGAUCUGCAACGCCAGUCAGACAUUUUGCGGACUACAACACCGUCUAGGAUCACUGCGGCAUCUUCAACACAAAACUUGGCAUGUACAUGGUUGUCUUCUCGACAACUGCCCUAACAUGUGGAGAUCUAGAUAAUCCACUCAAAUCCAAAUACCUGACAGCAGUUCCGGACGCCUAGAUGCUGAAGGAUGCUGGCGCGCUGAGUAUCUCUGCUGUGCUGAAGCGGAUCUAACUACGAUGGAGCGAUGAAUGAUGCGCACAUGCCGAACUGGCUCCUCUACAUGAACGUCGUUGUGGGGGUUUUUAGGCAAGUUGGACAAAGACGACACUUCAAGGACAUCUUGAAAACUCCCCUCAGGUACCUUCAAAAUUGAGAGUUCCGGGAAAAUGCUUGCACGGAACCGGCAGGUAUUGCGAAUAGCCAUGAAAGCUGUCGCAGCCAUCUUGGAAAUCAACCGAACAAAGGAAGUCAAGGAGAUACGGGCGAAUGAGUAGAAUGCCGCUGACCAAUGCCGUUGACGGUGGGACUGACUUAUGUGGUCGCCUAAACAGCUACAUAAGAACAGGAACCGCCUGCAAUACGGGUGACUCCAAACUCCAAACUCCAGCGAUAUCAAGGUUAGGGCUAGGUUAAGGAUUAGGUUCAAGGCUAGAUCCAAAGUUAACGGUAAGUUAAGUCAGGAUCAACUGUAGGUUUAAGGUAAGGACAAGUGUUAAAUGCAGAGUUGUGGUGAAGGCUAGGGUUAGGUUUAAGACCAGUACAACGGUUUAUUUUUAUAUUAGGGUUAUUGUUGGAGUUAGGACACGGGAAUAUUUUUGCCUUUCGGGAAUUAUGUUCAGGCCCACGUUUGUUACGUGGGCGGGGCGUCCCUAUUCCCAUGUCCUGUUUGGGGACCAUAUAAGUCAGUUCCACCCCGUCGAUGUCCAGUCCCCAACGUCCAGAGCCCACGUUUGAAACCUGGACUGGCCGUUAAGAACUUAUUCGGCUUGUCCUUAAUGCCAAAACAAUCUAACCUUCGCACAAUCAAACCCCAUUACCAGUAUCAUCAUUAAGAACACCCCUCUGACCUGUUUCCACUGCAGGGCAGUUCCCCAAUCCCCGUUUAUGCUGGUCUGGAAUCUUCCUAGUCGCAGUGGCAAGGCCACCAGGACUCCAAAGACACCCAACUCGGCAGUACUGGGUACGCAGUGCGAUUACAUUGGUCGGCUAACUGCGUAUCCAUGACAGGGGGACUGAAGAUUUUAUUAGGGGCCCCGGCCGACACCCGUCAAUCACAUUUUCCCUGUUGACACUGUACCCGCACGUUUGGUCACCGAAUCUGGUCUUAUGCGCACACAACAACCAUCGGAACUAUAUCACCUGCCACUUAAGCCUGCGCCCUUUCUAUACAGAUAGUUAAUGCUUGGAACUUUCCAUCGUGUGCGUACGCGUACUACCUACUGCCAAAAACAACCCGACAGCGAUGUUUUCCAACGUCGGUAAUGAUGAAUGAACUGUUAGUCAUGCUUGUGUGCGCACUUGUUUCAUGCGGCAGGUGGGAGUUCUACAGUUCGCCAACUACUGCACCCAUUUUCAUCAUCAGUCGAUGAUGCGACAAUAUUGAGAUAACAUUAAAUUCUCCUGAUCGGAGCCGGCUUUUUUGCCAACUCGCGCAUCCAGCAUGAACACUUGCAACUACUAACCGGGUAUUUAAACGACGUCUAUAUGGCAAAUCGGAUCGACUACAUUCUAGUCGGCGCAAGGUUCCGCAACUGGGCUCACGACAGCAGAUCGAUGCAUGGUACCGAGAAUGACAACGCUCAUGAACCUAACCGUGUUCUCGUUCGAACACGCCGGAAAGUUCCCUCUUCAUCUGCACCUAGAUUGUCACGUUCAGGGCAUCCUACUGUCAAAAAACUGCAGCAAAUAGACGGCCGAGGCCCUGAGCACAGAAAUUCGGUAUUUUUUUAAAACCUGAGUCGAGGGAAAAGAUAGUAGCUAAUGGUGAUAAUUGAAGUCAUUAAUCUGUGGGGCAGCUGAGAACAUUCUCAGAUCAACGGGAGAGUCUUGCAGUUGUCUGCGCAGACGGAUAGAGCGAGGAUCCCUUCCGCCUACCCCGGAAGAUGAUGGAGAAGUCGACCGGAGAUGACCUCAAGAAAUAUUAGGAGGCAAUACUGACCUGCCUUGCUUAAUUUCCGAGGAAAUUAAUGCGCGAACUUGGAGUAAAUCCUUCGGAACAGACUUUUUCAGGUUCGGUCCGGAAGUUGAUAUGAAUAUUUGAGCUGAAAUUCACCAGCCACUGCGAAAUAACCGCGUAAUAUUCACAAUCUGUCGACAGGCAGACCUCAGACAUUGGUGACACUCGAAGACUACCAGAUUAUCCGCCAAACUGGUGGUAGCCCCUGUACUGACUGACUGCUAUUUGAGUGGCGGUUUUAUUGCGGACAGGUCGGCCGGGGUCGAUGGCGCGAACACUUCCUGUGAUUUUGCUUCAUCUGACCUCUCUCGCCCCAUUCUGUUUUCUGUUGAACCAUAGGCAUCCGCUCCCAAGUGACGUCUAUCCUCUUAUCCUACACAGGCUUGUGUCCUCCUAAUGGCUGUUCGCUAUGCAGGAAACGUAUUGGACUUAAGAUCAUACAUUCGGCUUUCUGAGUUGUUGUUCUUUAAUUAUUCUAGGUUUUGACGUGAUCUACGAAAACAUCUGGACUGGAGAGAGACAGGAAGUUCCCUGGACUGCCGAUCGGGAUGCCGAACAGUACACUAGGCAAGUUCUGUAUUUCACGUAUCCAUCAUACAGUACUGGUUCUUUGUGGGCCACCAAUGUCUCCUAAGCCUCCUCGUAUGCACCACAUCGCAUUUGGGGACUACAUCCUCACAAAGUUAGUUUUUGCGUUACUUUUAGCAUCUUACGCGGUUAGGACCUGUUACGCAGUCUGUUAUCAAUGACGUCGUUUGUCAUUAAUCGUCAGAGCCCCACUUGCGAGAUAUAUCUACUUCAAGGAAUACUUACUACUUACUUGUACUUGAUACGGCUGCGAUCAUGCCGGAUCUAGCCGGCCUCGAUGACACCGAUCCCUGCUGGAGGUGGAGAGAGUGCGUUAGAUGCAUCGCGAGUCUAAGAUCACUAUAAGUCAUGUGCAAGUCACCGUCCCUGCUCGCGCACCCUGCAGUGGAGCACACGGUGGUCAUAAUCAAAAUCGGCGGCCGAACUGUCACUACUGACUCCCUGUUGGCUGUUUACGAAUAUUACGCGGUUGACCCGCUGAAGCUGUUUGAUUUCGGCUUAGUUAUUCAUAUUGACCUUCAGACAGAGCCUGUGUAGCUCCAUUUCAAAGGAUUUGCCGCAAAAACCAUCCAGGAACGUUUAUAGAUGAAAACAGCGGCCUUAAAGUGCAAAAAACGGCAAGGAUUGACUAAAGUGGCAUAGGAUUGAGUCGAGACAACAACUUCCCAGAAUGGCGCAAAAGGAAUUAAAUUGUUUGUUCGCAGCAACCAUAUGGAACGUGGGUAAGCAGAGAACUUUUAACCAAGGUGCCUGUAGAACGUUAUGGUUUCCAGUAAAGGUCGUUUCGGCUAGAUCGCAGUCGGUAGCCAGGAAUGGGGAAGCGGACGGCGACCUUAGCCCCAAUCCUAGCCUUAACCCUAACCUCAUCCUCAAACGUUAACCGUUAACCUUAACGACAACCCUAACCGAAAUCGUAAACGUAACCGUAGACCUUAGACAUAGCCGUAACUGGAAAACCUAACCGUAAUAUUGAAACCUAAUCGUACGCACAAACCCUAACCUUAACCCGAAAACCUUAUCCUAAAGACAUAACCCUAACCCGAAAAUCGGAAACCAUUAACCGGUACCCUAAUCCUAACCGCAGUCGUAACGCGUAAGCCAAAUGGCUCAGAUGUGAUUAUGGACCUCACAAAAUAGCCCUAGUAAACAAAUUCUCCAGCCACCUGUAAUACGGGGUCUGGCUACCAACUGCGAUCUAGCCGUCGUUUCUUCUACCUGCCCAUGUCUCACCUGCUUCAUCGCGCCUCUUAUGCCUGCUUCAUUGCCUCUUAUGCCCUUCCCCGCUCUCCUUUAGUGAAUUUUUCAGCGUGCCUUCGGGUGAUGUCAUUGAGGAUGUGCACAUUCGUCACGGUUGGCUCAUCGAUCAGGUGACCUUUGUUACACGUGCAGGUGUGCAUCUGGGCCCCUGUGGCCUGUCGAUGGGCGGCGACGUGUCCGAACUCCGCAUGAGGGACCGCUCCUCCUCCUCCUCCUCCUCCUCCUCCUCCUCCUCCUCCUCCUCCUCCUCUGUUUUACCCUCUCCCCGACACCAGCUUCUGUCUCGGUCUGAUUCAUACGGAGAUUACAGUGAUGACUCUGAUUACUCAGCCGAUUCCCCUGAUGAGCAGGUGACCAACACCGGAGACUCAGAACAGGCUAUUGGGUCAGAACCCAAUGGUCCUGUGCUUACAGCCUUACAUGGCUUCCAAUACUCAACUAUCGUCAGCCACGGUAUGAAGUUCUGGAAUUCCGUCCAGUUCUGUUACUCCUCAAUCGACCCUCUUGCGGUUAGAUCCAAGCUGCCAACCCUUCCCUCUUCUGCUAUCCUUUCAGACGUCCAUUUCUCCUUUUAG